AUGCCUGGCGGCUGUGUGGAGGCCUUUGAAAACCGAGUGGCCGAGUACAGGGGCCCGAAGACCCCGGGCAGCCAGCCGCCGGGCGUGGGCACCGGAACGCUGAGCAGAGCUCCGAACUGCUUCUCCUCUGCGCCGGGCACAGACGAGGACCACUUCCUCACGCCCUGGCUCUAUGCCUCCGGUGGUAUGGCAGGUGCAGUAGCAGACCUGCAGAAGGCCGUGAAGGAGUACCCCCCAGGGCAGCAGGACAUCGACGGAGGAGGCUUUGAGAUCAAGAGGGUGGACCCAGACAAGGGGUACAUCUACGUCCAGUUUGAGUCCUUAAAAAGGGGCUACAUUGACGAUCUGGAGUUUCUUGUGAAGCCCACGGACAAAGAGUCGGGGCAGGUCUUGGUACGGUCCGCCAGCAGGUUGGGGUACCUGGACUUGGGUGUGAAUGCAAAGCGCCUGAACCGCCUUUCACAAGCCCUGCGGGAUCUUCCGAACCGCUGGACAGCUCCAAAGAUUACCAAAGACCUCUUCCCGAGGUAUGCAAGCGAGAACCGCUGA
Messenger RNA from Symbiodinium natans, 549 nucleotides. Lineage: Eukaryota; Dinophyceae; Suessiales; Symbiodiniaceae. The record is from the annotation of a GenBank genome assembly.